Messenger RNA from Pseudoliparis swirei, 510 nucleotides. Its product is annotated as neutral amino acid transporter A-like. The transcript is spliced from 5 exons. Bases 1 to 501 code for a protein of 166 amino acids. Lineage: Eukaryota; Metazoa; Chordata; Actinopteri; Perciformes; Liparidae. Gene Ontology annotation, molecular function: symporter activity. Gene Ontology annotation, cellular component: membrane. The record is from RefSeq and is a predicted model, not a curated record.
AUGAAGGACAAUUUUCCUGCCAUAAAGACUGCAUUUGUUACCCCUUCCAGCUCCGCCUCCAACAGGAACGGAACUGUGAUUUAUGAUGUGGUCGCAGCAGUCUUCAUCGCCCAAAUCCACCACAUCGAUUGGGACUUAGGCACGCUCAUCAUGAUCGCUUUGACAUCAGCAGUGCCGAGCACUGGAGGAACUGGGACCCCAGCUACAGGAGCAGUGGCCGUCUUUUUUAUCUUGACUGUGGUGAACGUACCUGCAAAUGAAGCCUGCCUUCUCGUGCACUAUCUCCUAGAACGCUGCAACGCCGUCAUCAACGUCCUGGGCGACUGCAUCGUCGGCGUGGCUCUCAGUGACGUGAGAGUCGAGGAGGAGCUCGGACAGGAGAUGCAAAGCAGAAGCAGUUUCCACGUGUCUCAGUCCGGAGGACGAGCUGACGAGCCGGGCCCCCCGAGAGCCGAGCAGCAGGAGGAGGAGGAGGAGCAGGAGGAGGAGGAUGUGCUGUGAAGUCUUGGU